Molecule: messenger RNA, 819 nt
Organism: Naegleria gruberi
Lineage: Eukaryota; Heterolobosea; Eutetramitea; Acrasida; Naegleriidae
Exons: 2
Coding region: 1-819 (272 amino acids)
Source: RefSeq, a predicted model, not a curated record
AUGGAAGGCAAACCAAAUAAAGUUUCACGUGCUUUGCACUUGUUGGAUGGUCGUCCGGAAGGGUUUGAAUUCUCAGCUAUUCGUCCAAUUGUAUUGAAUGGUGGACUUGGUCAGAAAGGAGCCACUGUGUACUAUCAAAUUAAGAAGAGAAGAGCAAUUAUUUCAAUUGUUUUGGGAGCCUUAUGUCUUAUUAUUGGUAUCCUGGCUGGUUUGGCAUCAAUUGGUAUUGGAAGUUACUAUUCAAGUACUGGUCAUGAACGCUUUGCUAUUUACAAGACCUCUGAUUGUUCAAGUGAUGUUAUUGGAAACGUUACCCUUAAUACUAAGGUUCCUCUCUUAGAUCCAGUCUGUACUGAUCUUUCUUGUACUUCUCUUGGUAGCUUGUCCGUCAAGCCUCUCUGUGCUGAAAAGACUAUGCCUGCUGAAGCACCAGCUGGUACUGUCAUGAUUAGCUAUUAUGGUCCAACUGAUGCUACUUGUUCUUCAUCUGAUGGUGCUAAGAUAUCUGCCUCAUUCAGUGUUAGUGCUAACCUCGAUUCUUCUGUCUGUAUCCAAAUGCCAACUCUUCCAGAUGCUUUGAGGUCUGUUGCUGACAAAGUUUCCUUCUUUGAUUUCAAGGCUCUCAAGGUCUCUGGAUGUGGAAACCUUAAGGCUUAUACUGAUACUGCUUGUACCACUGGUGAAAAGGCUUUGCCUGGUGCUAAUGGACUCUGUGUUAGUGGCUACAAGGUUCAUUGUACUGCUGCUAACAAUGCUACUGCUAUGAAGGUCUCCUUCUUUGUUCUUACUUUGGUUGCCUUGUUGUUCUUUGCUUUCUAA